AUGUAUCGAUUGCCACAACAAAUCGAAGACAAGGCCAUCUCUAGUAUUGACCAACUCGCAACACGGCUUAAUACUCAAUGGGUACAUCUUCGAGCGGCACGCAACUUUGCUAUAGAGAAACGGAAGGAAGCUACAACAGGUCUACAAGGUCUAGAUUCGAUGGAUACAAGUAUUGUCAUUGCAGAUUCUCUGGCUCGCAAUGAGUUCACAGUUGGAAGUGAUAUUGAUUGGUUCCUACUUAAUGAUGGCUCAGCUGAUUCUCAGCACCAUGAUUUCUUUAGACGAGUUCGCGAGGAAAUAAAUAAAAGAGCAAGCAAGCCAGUGGGCCCAGAAGCGAUCUUCGAUAUACCUGUAUUCAGUCAUAUACUUGUUCACGCUAUUGGUGGUGAAAAUGAUACUGAUAGCAACAUGAUUCAUCGGUUGGUCCUAUUUCUCGAAUCUGAAGUAAUAGGCAGCAAUGAUGUCUAUAACCAUGUGAAACGUGCUAUUUUGAAACGUUAUCUUCUUGAAGAUCGUGGCCUUUGGUUAGGCACAAACUUUCAUGUGUCAAGCUUUCUUCAAAAUGACACUGCUCGAUUUUGA
Rotaria sp. Silwood1 is the source of this 582-nucleotide messenger RNA. The record is from the annotation of a GenBank genome assembly. Lineage: Eukaryota; Metazoa; Rotifera; Eurotatoria; Philodinida; Philodinidae.